GGAUCGUUUAGCUGAGCCGCAUAGUUACGGACGCCCGUAAGGACUUCUGCAACCAUUUUAUGGCUAUCGUCCUUCUCCUUCCCUCCGUUUCCUUAUCCUCUGGUUGGCGCCUCCCCAUUUCCGGUACCGGAUACUCGCGGGUCCGAUGCGCUGCUAAUGAACGCCAGGCGCUUUUUAGCCGAAUUGCCCCCGUCUACGACAACUUAAACGAUGUGUUGAGUUUGGGGCAGCACCGGAUAUGGAAACGGAUGUCUGUGUCUUGGAGUGGAGCGAAGAAGAGUGAUUGCGUGUUGGAUUUGUGUUGUGGAAGCGGGGAUUUGGCGUUUCUUUUGUCUGAGAAAGUCGGGUUUGACGGCAAGGUGAUGGGUCUUGAUUUCUCAAAGGAGCAGUUGUUGAUUGCUUCAUCUCGACAACAUAGUCUCUCAAAAGAUUGCUACAAGAACAUUGAGUGGGUUGAAGGUGAUGCAACUGAUUUGCCAUACUCUGAUUGCUUUUUUGAUGCUAUUACGAUUGGUUAUGGGCUACGAAAUGUGGUGCAUAAACGUAAAGCCAUGCAGGAGGUUCUUCGAGUACUAAAACCAGGUGCAAAAGUAUCUAUCCUUGACUUCAAUAAAAGUUCCCAAUCAUUAACUGCCUCAAUUCAGGAAUGGAUGAUUGAUAAUGUUGUUGUUCCAGUGGCAACUAUUUACAGCCUUGCAAAGGAGUAUGAAUAUUUGAAAAGCUCAAUCCAAGAAUUCUUAACAGGAAAAGAAUUGGAGAGGCUAGCUUUAGAAAUUGGAUUUUCUGAUGCCAAACAUUAUGAGAUUGCUGGAGGCCUCAUGGGUAACUUAGUAGCGACAUGCUAGAUGGGAUCUGCGUAAUCCUGGAAAGUUUGUCAGUACCUACUUGGGCCUGUCCUUGUUGAGAAUGAUAUAUGUUAAAUUUAACAGCAAAAUGUAUGCCUGGAUAGCCUAGCCUUGAUGUUCUUUGUAUUCUAUUGAAGUUAAUGAGUCUGAAUAUAAUGUUCUUUAAGUAAUAUCAUACAAGCUUUACUUUC
Molecule: messenger RNA, 1036 nt
Organism: Malania oleifera
Lineage: Eukaryota; Viridiplantae; Streptophyta; Magnoliopsida; Santalales; Ximeniaceae
Product: 2-phytyl-1,4-beta-naphthoquinone methyltransferase, chloroplastic
Exons: 8
Coding region: 60-845 (261 amino acids)
Biological process (GO): phylloquinone biosynthetic process
Molecular function (GO): 2-phytyl-1,4-naphthoquinone methyltransferase activity
Source: RefSeq, a predicted model, not a curated record